Molecule: messenger RNA, 1283 nt
Organism: Populus nigra (black poplar)
Lineage: Eukaryota; Viridiplantae; Streptophyta; Magnoliopsida; Malpighiales; Salicaceae
Product: fatty acid desaturase 4, chloroplastic
Exons: 1
Coding region: 219-1130 (303 amino acids)
Source: RefSeq, a predicted model, not a curated record
AAAGACUCUAGCAAAUAGCGUAUGUGAUGCAAAAUUCAAAGCAAGGAACUUGCGACUUCCAUAACCCCACGAAUCCUAUGUGCAGACCAUAACAUUGAAGUCUUUCAAAUAUCUCCACAAGACCACCAGCAUGAUUUAGGGCCACUAGUUUCAUGUUUUGAGCUCGUAUAUAUCGCCUUUCAAGCCAUGCUGGUGUUGGUUUCUCUUAGCCACCCUUGAUGUCUAUCCUUCCCCAGCACAACCACUACCUCACAAGGUCCCCAGCCCAUAAUCCAUGGCACCGCAAGCGUAUCAUCUGCUCAGCCACUACCACCCCUACCAAGCCUAAGCCAAGCCCUAACCAGUUAACCUUUGAGCCACAGUUUGUAACCCCACCAAACCUAGUCACCUCUAUUAGCACCCCUCCCGUGCUCAAUGACCCAAGCUUGCAGUCAACUUGGUCUCACCGAACAUGGGUAGCAACCGGGUGCACCACGGUGCUGGUUUCUCUAGCUAAGGCCAUUGCCGGUGCAGGUCAUUCUCAUAUCUGGCUUGAGCCCAUGUUAGCAGGCUAUAUUGGGUACAUUUUAGCUGACCUUGGAUCUGGGGUUUACCAUUGGGGUAUUGACAACUAUGGUGAUGGAUCAACACCGAUUUUUGGCAAUCAAAUUGAAGCAUUUCAAGGUCAUCAUAAGUGGCCAUGGACAAUAACUAGGCGUCAGUUUGCUAAUAACUUGCAUGCUCUUGCACGAACAGUAGCAUUCUUUGUGCUUCCUGUAGACUUGGUUUGUAAUGAUCCCACUGUAAAUGCCCUUGUUGGUGUGUGCUCCGGUUGUAUCAUGUUUAGCCAGCAAUUUCACGCGUGGGCUCAUGGCACAAAGAGCAAGUUACCCCCCAUAGUAGUAGCAUUGCAGGAUGUUGGAUUGCUUGUGUCAAGGUCACAACAUGGUGCUCAUCAUCGGCAACCAUAUAACAACAAUUAUUGCAUAGUGAGUGGAGUUUGGAAUGAAUUCUUGGAUAAGAAUAAGGUUUUUGAGGCAUUAGAGAUGGCCUUGUAUUUUAAGCUUGGGGUAAGACCAAGGUCCUGGAGUGAACCUACCACUGACUGGACUGAAGAGACUGAGACCGCUUCUCAGGUUGCAGUCCAAUAAUUCUGUCAAGCACAUAUGUUUUGGUUCGAAUUCAAGAUGUGUUGUAAAUGCAUUGAAAUUUUUAGCAAAAUUUAAGAGGCACACUCAGUCAUAAGAUUGUUUUCUGUAAUUCCUUGCAUGUUUCGAUAAUCUCAGUAUACAAUUUAUAGUUAA